CGAUCUAUUUAUUGCAUUUCGUUAACAUACGCCCUAGUCCUUCGGCGACUGCGCCGCUGAAUCCGUGUCACGUAACAGCUUGCUACUCGCUGUGCCUCCUAAAACACCAAACCCAGAGGCGCAGCGAGCACGAGGUAUCGUACAUACGAAGCUACUGUUGGACCAUGUUUCAUCUACGAUGCUACUACUAGUAUAAGAAGAGAACAUCCGACGUAUCUCCCUUUCCACUUACAGCCUGCAUCACUCCAAUUUUCCUCUUUUGUACGCUCCAAGUCCCUCCCUUUUAAGUUCCCUCCGACCCGUUCCUAGCCAGCUCCGUCUCCCGUGAGAGACCGAAACAAAUCACAUAGUGACACAUACCAUGGCCACCCACGGCUCAUCGGCACGCCCGGCUGCACCGGCCGCACAGACGGUAGUGGCACCACCAACCGCGGCAGAAAAGGACCGGGACCGGGAGGCACGCAGGCAGGCGCACUGGGAGCGAUGGGCCGCCGAUGCCGACAAGGAACGCUCGUACGCGGUCGUCUUUGACAAGCAGGCCGGGACUAGCGCCGCCGCCACGGACGCGGUCCACCGUAUGCUGGGCCGUCCUCCCAAGCUGUCGCCCGUGAAGCGCCUUCCGGACCUGACGGAUACGGCCACCGACCUCGGCCAAGUCCAGAUCUCGAUGGUCAGCGCCGAGAUCUUCGUGGCGCUGAGGGAGCAGUUUCACUGCACCCGGAUCUCCGUCAUGCUGCCGGGGAACCACAAGCGCACCGCCUUCAUCCCGGGCGCGGCCAAGGAUGGUGCCGGUGCAUCGAGGAACGUGGCAGCGGCCGCGCCGGCAGCUGCGGGAGCAAAGCAGCAAGGGAAGAAUAGCCAGCAAUGAAUUUGGCACCGGUUGGAGAGAGAAAAUAGCGUGGGCCAAUGCAGGCUGGGUUGCGGGUGAUGUGCGAAGUAACCUGAAACGCUAAAGUGACAGUUCAGAUACCCCUACAAUCACAGUCAAAAAGUUGGGUCACACCUCACUGUAAAACCUGG
Molecule: messenger RNA, 1020 nt
Organism: Chaetomium strumarium
Lineage: Eukaryota; Fungi; Ascomycota; Sordariomycetes; Sordariales; Chaetomiaceae
Exons: 1
Coding region: 362-868 (168 amino acids)
Source: RefSeq, a predicted model, not a curated record